AUAAAGUUGAUUAUGGUAUCAUCUACACCUAAAAUAAUAUUGGAUUUAUUACAUUCUGGUAAGUGAAUAUCAAAAUCAAAGAGCCAAUUCCUUAAUUCAAAAUAAAAAUUCAUUGAUUCAAUGCAUUCUACAAAGAGAACCAGCAAGGUUUAUUACUUAAUUUUUUCAAACCCCAAAGCACUUAUUGCUGGUUUUCAUUGCUGCAAUGCAUCUUGGUUGAAUGUAGCAAAAGACUUGUCAUUGAUCUCUUUUGCUAAAUCAACCAUCAUGGUCACCAAUUUUUUUGUUAUUUUAUUCUCAUAGGAAUGUUUGAAAAACCCCUUUUAAAUAACUUGUUUUAAUAUUGCUUAGUCUGAUUAUUUAGAUUUUUUUCUGAAGGUUGCCCCAUAAGGAUUAGAUGUGAUCCUGGAACAGAAAAUGGUAUCAUUGCUAGAUGCCAGAUGUUCUUGCGAAGGCAUGGGGGUGACCCCUUAGCAGGUAGAAACAGCUAUAAUGAAGGUUCUUCUAUUAUUAAUCAGCCAAUUGAAUCUUUCUGGAGACAUUUUAGAGAAGAAGGCUUCCAGUUUUGGAUAGAUAAGUUCAAGAGCCUACAACAAAGUGGUAAAUGGGACCCAGGAAAUACUGUCCAUCAGUUAUGUCUCUUGUAUGUUUAUACACCAUUGCUGCAGUUGGAAGUAAAUGAAAUAAAGGAAGACUGGAACUCACACAGAAUAAGAUUUCAGAGGGGUGAAGACAGACCAUGUGGAGUGCCCAAUGAUUUAUAUGAGUUCCCAGCUUUGAAAGGUGCAAAAGAAAUGAAAAAGAAUGUAUUAGCUUCUGAUGCUGUUUACAUUCGGGAAAAGUACAACUUUAACCAACAACUGGUUUACCUCCCUAAAUCAUUUAAAGAUGAGGCAGAUCUAUAUGUUAACUCAACAGGAAGGAUCAUAGACAUAACAACUGCCUCCAAAGCCUAUGAUGAACUAGUUACUCUUCUUAGUUCCUAAAUGUCGUUUCGCUCUAUUUGUAUUACUUUACAACUAUUAUUAAUGAAGUGCGACCCUCAAAGUUUGAUGUCUUGUUUGCUGACUAACAUUUUAAUGGCCGUCAAUCAGAGUUAGAAUUAAGAAAAGAACUCCAGAGGGAGAUUUUAGACUGGAACAAAAAUUUUAGAUGAUUAGAGGAAGAACAUCCUUGAUUUUGUCUUACAUCUCCCUCAAGAUAUAAUUUUUUUCAAUUUUAGUUCUUUGACUGACAGCCGUUGAAAUGCUAGUCGGCAAACAAGACAUCAAACUCCGAGGGUUGCAUUUCAACGAUAAUGUUUAUAUAUAUUCAAUAUCAAUUAAUACACCUUUUCGUAAAUGACGUCAUUAUUCUUGGAUUGAGGCACCAUGGCUAUAGUUUCUAAACAUAAUGUAGUAUUUUAAAAUAAUAGUGGAGGAAAAGAUGGAUAAAUAUAUGGAAUGUGAAAUGAAGCAAGAUACUGAGAAAAUAAACUAAACUUCUCUUUUCCAAUGUUGCACUAUCCCAUCCCCAUAGCAUUAGGGUAACUAUGGUGCAAAACACAACAAAACCUCCCCAUAGUGAUCAAACACAGCUAUCUUGUCUGAAUGAAGCACAAAAAGCUGCCAACUCUCAUGGUGGCGUAGUUACAACUGCUAUGGGGGUCAAAGAUAGUGCAAAGCCUCUAUUGGAAAUGACUGUAUGUCAUGAACACAACUUCAAGCCAUAAAUUUCUAACAUUACUAUUAUUCUCUAGACAGUAUAACUUUAACUUAACUUAAUUUAUCAUAUGUAAUUUAUGAUGUUAUUAUCAAGUGCGAGACCGUCCUAUGAAAUUUUAAUGUCUCCAAAUUGUACUAUUUACACACAUUUUUAAGUGCUUGGCAAAAUAAGAAAAUUUUCAUUUGCCGUUCCUUGUUAGCACUUUUGGUUUGAGAGAUACUUAAGCUUCAAGUGUGUGCUAAUUAGGAGGUUGAUGACGUCAUAUUCUCAACUCAAAGUUAAAUUGCUUCAAUAUAGAUAUCAGUUUGUUUCUAAGUGUAUUAAUGUGAUAAAUAAUUCCAACUUUGCAGUAUGCUUGUUUUUAGAACAAACUGAAGUUGCUAUGACAACUAACUUGUGCCCAGGCCCCAAACAACAUUUUUGGCAUUGUGAUGAUUGUCUUGUUGAUUUUUAACUGAUGCAAAAAAUGUUUGGCUACGUAUUUUUCUAUGACAAUAACAGAUAUUUUAACUUUGUCUUAUUCAAUAACAUUUAAUAUUAGGGGAAAACUCUCAAAAGCUUGAAUUUAAGGUAGGGGUGGCCUGGAACCAAGGCUGUUGCUAUGACAACUAAUCUAUAUAGUUUGUUUUGAAGAACAGCUAAAAUACUUUACUACCAAGUUUGACUGAUCUUGGUUAAAAACGGGAUACAGUGAGAUACAGCUUAUCAUAUUCCUUGGUCUUGUCAAGUAUCAAUCGAGACUAUGAUGUCAUCAACAAAAUGGCCACCAAUUUUUAUAACUCCAAUAUCUUUGUUAGAAUAAAAUAUAUUUAAAAAAGGAAAGCGACAUAUUGCUUCACUAUCAAAAUAAUGUCUUUCGAUCCAGACAAAAAAACAGCAAGUUAAAAAUUUCAUCAGUCUAGCACUUAAAAUUUAACAUCAAAAUAAAUUUCAGGUAAUGAGCUUAUAUGAUAUUUACCAAACAUCAAUUUUUGAUAAAGAUUCUAAGUCAGGCAAAAGCUCCAUAAAUGUGGCUCUCUGUUUGGCAGGUUUGAAGCAUUUUGCCAUGAGAUCUUUGUAUUCUUGAGGAAUGCGUGGAAAGGUGGGAUAUUCCUCUUUUUCUAUGGCUUUUUUUACUUCAACAAAUGUUUUCCCUGUCCAAGCUGGUUGCCUUGAAUAUACUUCACCUGUUAUAACUCCAAAAGAAUACACAUCAACAGCAGUUGUAGCUUUCUCGCCAUGAAGCUGUUCUAUAUGCUGGUACCCAAGUGUACCAGCAUUAGAUCCUGCCAUAUUUGUGACCGCUAAGUCUUUAAGUUUGCUUACACCAAAGUCACAAAUGAUAGGUUUCCUAGAACCAUCUUCAACCUGGAAAAGACAUAUAUUUUGUACAUAUAUUGUAUUUGAUCCUCAACAGAAAGACAUGUAUAUGGUGUGAUUUCAUGUUGUUUGCAUAAUGUUUUGAGAGCAAUCAGUAUUAUGGAUAGAAAUUAUAAUUAUUGACACCAGGGAUUUACAGGUCGCAGGAUUUUGCAUCCUGGAAGAAAAUAAAUUAAAUGGGAACCCAAGCAAUAUUUCAUAUAAUAGUUAAUAGUAAGAUAAUUUACAUUUAUGUAAUAGACCUUUUCUAAUAAAUAUUGAAUUGUAGUUUUUGAAAGAAA
Molecule: messenger RNA, 3344 nt
Organism: Actinia tenebrosa (Australian red waratah sea anemone)
Lineage: Eukaryota; Metazoa; Cnidaria; Anthozoa; Actiniaria; Actiniidae
Molecular function (GO): nucleic acid binding
Source: RefSeq, a predicted model, not a curated record